AAACAAGAUUCUCGAAAGUCAUGAAGAGUUCCUGGAUAUUUUGGUGCACAAUUACAAGCUGUUUUUCAACAUAAUGGACGAAGAAGAGGAAGAAGAAGAGGAAGAGGAACUUGAGGAAGUAGAUGAAUCGACGUUAGAUGACGACGAGAAGGCGGCGCGCGCUGCUAAACUGCGUGAUAUAAUGGAGCGCCGUGAGGCAAGAAUGCUGGCGAAAGAAGAGCGGGAACGGGAGCGCGAGGAAGCUGCCCAGAUCAAGUUUGAGCGAAGAGAAGCCAGACGCUUGAAGCGAGAGGCAAAGGAAGCUGAGAGGCAAGAGAGACAGGCGCGUAGGGACGCUGGUGAGGAUGUAGAUUCUCCAGUAGAGGAAGAAGAAGAACUAGACCCCGAAGAGUUGGCAGAUAUUGAAGAAGAAAAACGUGAGAUGGAGGAAGAAGCAUUCCGGGCUGCACGUUGGCCAGCAUACGUCAGAUAUGUUGAUUCUUUGGUGUCAAAACAAAUUAUGAAGGCAAUACAAUCCAGUUUAGAUUUGUUUGAGAAGCAGACAGAUUUGGAGAAGGGCCCGAGAGUCGCGUUUAUGGAAGUGGUUGCUGAAUUAAAAGAUCCAGACAUAUAUUUCUCACCAUCUCUGGAUAUGGACGAUGAUGAUGGCCUCUACGACACAUUGAGAGAGAUGAUGAAGGAUAUGUUCCUACAAGCAACACUCUUCCCAAGAAUAGAUCCGAUCGUGCCUAUUGCUUCUUAUGAAGACGACAUCGAAAAAGAGGAAGCGAUGAUUGAUCUAUACCAUGAGAUACUAAAGCGGGUCGAAAAUAGUAUCAACGACGUCGUUUCAUAUGCUUCUAAAUACGAAAAAUAUACUCCUCUAUGGAUCGAAGACAGGCAAGAGGUUUUACAAGGAUUCUUGAAAUAUGGACGUGUGAUACCACCCGAGGAGUUUGAUAAGUACAAGUAUGAAAAUGGUUGCGACCCACCUGAAAUGAAACCGAAGCUCGAGCAGUAUCAGCAAGAGAUUGACAAAUACAACGCAAUGUACGACGAGGUUGCUGCAUUGCCAUCCGAGUAUCUGUGUAACGGAUGGCUGCGGCUCGACCUGAAGCGACUCAAUCAAGCUAUUAUGAACAUCAUCUGUAAAUGGAGCAAUCUUUACAAGCAAAAUUUGAAAGACCAUGUACAGACCAGUUUGGAUGAUCUAGAAAAGUUCAUCAUCUACGCAACCAAAGAGUUGUCGGUGGAGCUUGACGACGAUGACUACGAAGGUCUUCUGCAAGUGAUGCGGGUGCUCAAUGAGGUGAAGGCAAAGCAGGAUGCAGGCACCGACACCAUGUUUGAGCCGCUGAGGGACAUCAUCGAUGUCCUCAAAGAAUAUGGAGUGGACUUCCCAGAAGAGACUUAUGAACAGUUGGACGUCCUCCCCGAGCGGUGGAGAAACGUGGUGAAGCUGGCGACGGUGAUGAAGAACACCGUGGCCCCGCUGCAGGCGGCGCAGGCGGCGCUCAUCGCCAAGCGCGUGGCGCUCAUCAACCUGCGCCUCACAAUGUACCGGGAGCAGUUCAAGCUCAAGGAGAUGUUCCUGGAGUCUUGCAGAGAACCAUACAGACAAAUCGACAAAGUGCACAUAGAGCUCCUGGGUUUUGAAGACAUUGUUGAUGGGCUGAAGAAAUCCUGCUCGUUGUUCGACAUUCAACCGCCUGAUGAAAAGAAUCUGAAAACAUGUCGCAGGGAACUGAGGCUUAUCAAGCAACUUUGGGAUUACUAUUACCUGGUGAUGGGAACUAUAGAGUUCUGGAAGAAGUCACCGUGGAAGAAGAUAGAUGCAGAUGGUAUGGACCAGGAGUGCAAGAGGUUCACUAAAGACAUGCGACAGCUUGAUAAGGAUAUGAGAGUCUGGGAGCCGUAUAUUGCAAUAGAAGGAACUAUAAAGAAUUUGAUGACUUCUCUGCGAGCUGUGACAGACCUUCAGAAUCCCGCUAUCAAGGACAGGCACUGGGUUGAACUGAUGAUGGCCACCAAAGUAAAAUUCAACAUCACCGAUGAUACAACUUUGGCAGACUUGUUAGCUUUGAGCCUUCACAAGUACGAGGAAGAAGUAAAAACUAUUGUUGAUAAGUCUGUCAAAGAAGCUGCUAUGGAUAAGACGCUCAAGGAGUUAGAAUUAACUUGGGCUGUUAUGGAGUUCGAUUACACAAGUCACGAUAGAACUGGUAUUAAACUGCCUAAAGCUAGCGAAGAAUUGGUUGAAACUCUUGAAGAUAACCAGAACCAAGUCCAGAACAUGAUGUCAUCCAAAUUCAUUGGGUUCUACGAGGCAGAGGUAACAGCGUGGCAGAAGAAACUGGGCACAGCCGACGCUGUGAUUGCCAUCUGGUUUGAAGUGCAAAGAAAAUGGCAGUACCUCGAGAGUAUUUUUGUGGGCUCUGACGAUAUCAGAGCUCAAUUGCCUGAAGAUUCCAGGAGAUUCGAUCAUAUUGACAAGACAUUUAAGGAAUUGCUUAGAGAUAUUGGUAAUACACCCAAUGUAGUCCAAGCUACUAAUAAACCAGGUUUGCUAGACAAACUGGAGGAGCUGAUGGCUGCCCUUAACCUUUGCGAGAAAGCGCUCAAUGAUUAUUUGGAGACGAAGAGGCUGGCGUACCCUCGUUUCUACUUCGUGUCUUCAGCGGAUCUGCUGGAUAUUUUGUCCAACGGUAACAAUCCACCGGCCGUUUCAAAGCAUCUCACAAAGUUGUACGACAACUUGGCUAAGUUGGUGUUUCCCAAGACUGGCAGUAAGCAUGCUUUCGAGAUGAUUUCCAAGGAGAAUGAAGAACAUGUGCCAUUUAAGGCACCUUGCUGUGAUUGCUCUGGGAAGGUGGAAGUAUGGCUCAACCGUGUCACGGACUGCAUGCGAUAUACUUUACGUGAUAUUUUUGAGCAUAGCGUAAAAUCUUACGAAGACAAACCUCGAGACGAAUGGGUGUUCGACUGGCCAGCACAGCCUGCUUUGGUGGGCACCCAGAUUUGGUGGACUACAGAGACAAAUCAGGCCUUUGAAAAGCUUGAAGAAGGUUACGAGGGAGCAUUAAAAGACUAUCAGAAGAAACAAAUCGCUCAGCUAAAUGCACUAAUUGUGCUUUUACUCGGAGAUUUAACAGUCGGUGACCGACAGAAGAUUAUGACUAUUUGCACCAUUGAUGUCCACUCGCGAGACGUGGUAGCCAAACUGAUUGUUUCAAAAGUGGAAAGCUCAAAUGCCUUCCAGUGGCAGAGUCAAUUGAGACAUCGUUGGGAUAACAACCUGAAUAAUUGUUUCGCCAAUAUCUGCGACGCUCAGUUUCUUUACGAUUACGAGUAUCUGGGUAACACUCCUCGACUUGUCAUUACGCCACUGACCGAUCGCUGCUACAUUACGUUGACUCAGAGUCUCCAUUUGAUUAUGGGUGGUGCUCCGGCCGGGCCAGCUGGUACCGGUAAAACGGAGACUACGAAGGACUUGGGGCGAGCUCUGGGCAUCAUGGUAUACGUGUUCAAUUGUUCUGAGCAAAUGGACUACAAGUCUUGCGGCAACAUUUACAAAGGUCUUGCCCAAACCGGCGCAUGGGGUUGCUUCGAUGAGUUCAACAGAAUCUCGGUGGAAGUGCUGUCCGUAGUGUCUGUGCAGGUCAAGAGUGUACAAGACGCCAUCAAGGCCAAGAAAAAGAAGUUCGACUUCAUGGGAGAGUUCAUUACGCUUAUACCAACAGUCGGCAUGUUCAUCACCAUGAACCCCGGUUAUGCCGGAAGGACGGAGUUACCGGAGAACUUAAAGGCACUUUUCAGGCCGUGUGCCAUGGUGGUACCGGACUUCGAGUUGAUUUGCGAAAUCAUGUUGGUGGCGGAAGGCUUUCAAGAGGCACGUCUGCUGGCGCGCAAGUUUAUUACUUUGUACACCUUGUGUAAGGAGUUGCUAUCAAAACAGGACCACUACGAUUGGGGCUUGAGAGCUAUCAAGUCUGUACUGGUAGUAGCCGGAUCACUCAAGAGAGGUGACCGCCUUAGACCAGAAGACCAGGUGCUAAUGAGAGCUUUGAGAGAUUUCAAUAUUCCCAAAAUCGUAACUGACGAUACACCUGUAUUCAUGGGACUGAUCGGAGAUUUGUUCCCUGCGCUAGACGUGCCACGAAAACGAGACUUCGAUUUCGAAAAGAGUUUGGUAGACGCCGCUAUUUCCAUGAAACUGCAACCAGAACCAGGGUUUAUUUUAAAGAUGGUCCAACUAGUCGAGUUGUUUGCCGUAAGACACUCGGUAUUCAUUGAUGGCUUUGCUGGUACCGGCAAGUCCAUGGUGUGGCAGUGCCUUAACAAAACCUAUUACAUGCUCAAAAUGAAACCUUUCUACAACGAUCUGGACCCCAAAGCUGUCACUAAUGACGAGUUGUUUGGUAUCAUCAAUCCAGCCACGAGAGAGUGGAAGGAUGGCUUAUUUUCGACCAUCAUGAGAGACAUGGCCAAUAUGCCAGGUGAUGGUCCUAAAUGGAUUGUGUUAGAUGGAGAUAUUGAUCCUAUGUGGAUUGAAAGUUUGAAUACCUUGAUGGAUGAUAAUAAGGUGUUAACGUUGGCUAGUAACGAGCGAAUCGCCUUGAAUAAAACGAUGCGAUUGUUGUUUGAGAUCUCCAACUUGCGCACAGCCACCCCUGCUACUGUCUCACGUGCUGGUAUCUUGUACAUUAAUCCACAGGAUUUGGGGUGGAAUCCAUUUGUGGCAUCCUGGAUCGAUACAACAAGAGACGAUGAGAGUGAGAAAGCAAUGCUGACGGUAAUGUUCGAUAAGUACAUUCCGUCACUUCUGGAGUCUUGCAAGAAGUACAAGCGUGUGACGCCGCUCACUGAACUGCAACAGAUCCAGCUUACGUGUUAUUUGCUAGAGUGUUUCUUGAACAAGUCACUGCUGCCUAGUGACUGUCCAAAAGAAUGGUAUGAAACAUACUUCGUUUUUUGCAUCGUGUGGGGUUUCGGUUCCGCACUCUUCCAAGAUCAGCUCGUGGACUGGCGUAACGAAUUCAGCAAAUGGUUCUGCAAUGAGUUCAAACAAAUCAAGUUCCCUUCCACCGGCAAUGUGUUCAGUUUCUUCAUCGACUCGGAGACAAAGAAGUGGCUCCCAUGGUCUGAGAAAAUUGAGAACUUUGAACUUGAUCCUGAUCUGCCUUUACAGUCAUGUCUAGUAUCGACGUCGGAGACGACCCGUAUCAGAUUCUUCAUGGAUCUGCUGAUCGCGAAGCAGAAGCCUGUGAUGUUGGUAGGCAGUGCCGGCAGCGGGAAAACUGUGAGCGUUGCGGCCAAACUGAACUCCUUGCCAGAUUCCUUCGCCAUUGCCAACGCUCCACUUAAUUUCUAUACUACUUCUGAAAUGAUUCAAAAAGUAUUAGAGAAGCCAUUGGAGAAGAAAUCAGGUCGCAACUUCGGGCCUCCUGGCAGUAAGUUUAUGAUCUACUUCGUGGAUGAUCUGAACAUGCCUGAAGUCGACACUUACGGCACUGUGCAGCCACAUACACUUAUCAGGCAAUUCAUGGACUACAAGCAUUGGUAUGAUCGACAAAAGCUGUCGCUGAAGGACAUAUCGAACUGCAUGUUCGUGUCAUGCAUGAACCCGACAGCGGGAUCGUUCACAAUCGACCCACGUCUGCAAAGACAUUUCUGUACAUUUGCUGUGAGCUUCCCCGGCGUAGACGCGUGCUUCCACAUCUACAAGCAGAUUCUGUCGCAGCACGUGGCCAAUCCACUGAACAAGUUCGGCAUCCCGGUGAUUCGCUACGCCGAGCCGCUGGUCAAUGCGGCGCUCGCGCUGCACAACAAGCUAUCCAGCAUGUUCCUGCCCACUGCGAUCAAGUUCCACUACAUUUUCAACCUUAGGGACCUGUCUAAUAUAUUCCAGGGCAUGUUAUUCACAACCGGAGAUGCGAUUAAGACACAAUCUGAGUUGAUCAGGCUAUGGAUGCACGAAGCUACCAGAGUGUAUUCUGACAAACUUGUGGAUUCUGCUGAUAACGAGAGCUUCCAAAAACUUAUCUCGGACGUUAUCAAAAAGAAUUGCGAGGACUUCGAUGAGAAUGUAGUAUUUGAAAAACCUCUGAUAUAUUGUCAUUUCGCGGAAGGAGUGGGCGAUCCCAAGUACUUCCCAAUCAGGGAUUGGCCUCAAAUCAAGAAGUUGCUAGAUGAGUCGUUGUCUGGCUAUAACGACCUAGUCGCCACCAUGAAUUUAGUGCUAUUCGAGGACGCCAUGUAUCAUAUCUGCAGAAUCAAUCGCAUCCUAGAAGCGCCGCGUGGCAACGCGUUACUGGUGGGCGUAGGCGGGUCGGGCAAGCAGUCGUUGUCGCGGCUGUCGGCCUUCAUCUCUUCGCUCGAGGUGUUCCAGGUUCAGCUGCGCAAAGGCUACAGCAUCAACGACUUGAAGCUCGAUUUGGCUGGCUUGUACGUCAAGGCGGGUCUCAAGAACAUCGGCAACGUGUUCCUGAUGACGGACGCCCAGGUCGCCGAGGAGCGGUUCUUGGUGCUGAUCAACGAUUUGUUGGCGUCUGGAGAGAUUCCCGAGUUGUUCGCCGAUGAUGAAACUGAGAAUCUCAUCAAUGGUGUCAGGGGAGAGACGAAAGCAUCGGGUGUACCAGAUACACGUGAAAAUUGUUGGAGAUUCUUCAUCAACCGAGUGCGAACCAUGCUAAAGGUGGUGCUGUGCUUCUCGCCCGUAGGCGCGACUCUCAGGGUGCGCGCGCGCAAGUUCCCCUCCAUCGUCAACUGCACCGCCAUCAACUGGUUCCACGAGUGGCCGCAGGAGGCGCUGCGCUCUGUCUCCAAGCGGUUCAUCGCUGAAGUCGAGGCUUUACCGGUUCAUUUGGUGGAUGCAGUAGCAAUGUUCAUGGCCCACGUCCACCAGAGCGUGAACCUAAUGUCAGCAGUUUACUUCCAAAACGAGCGUCGGUACAAUUACACGACGCCGAAGACUUUCUUGGAACAGAUCGCCCUCUAUUCCAAACUCAUCAGCGAGAAGACGACGAAUCUCAAAAUGAUGAUAGCGAGACUCGAAAACGGAUUGGAAAAACUGGCCUCAUGUGCUGCUGAUGUGGCUGUGUUAAAGGUGACUCUAGCAGAGCAAGAAAUCGAUUUGAAAAUUAAAAACAAAGCGGCCGAAGAACUCAUUGAAGUGGUGGGCGCUGAAAGUGAAAAAGUAUCCAAAGAAAAGGCGUUUGCUGCCGAGGAGGAGAAGAAGGUCAAAGUGAUUGAGGAAGACGUCACGAUUAAGGCCAAGAUUUGCGCUGAUGACUUGGCUAAAGCAGAGCCGGCUCUGCUCGCGGCGCAAGAGGCCUUGAACACCCUGAACAAGAACAACUUGACUGAGCUGAAGGCCUUCGGCUCGCCGCCCGAUGCGGUAGUCACCGUCACAGCUGCUGUACUCGUGCUGUUUUCCAAGAAGGGGAAGAUUCCAAAGGACAGGUCAUGGAAAGCUUGCAAGCUAAUGAUGGCAAAAGUCGAUCAAUUUUUAAACGACCUGGUUUACUACGACAAGGAAAAUAUCCAUCCCGAUGUCAUCAAGGCUGUGCAGCCUUACAUCAAGAAUCCAGACUUCAAUGCAGAAUUCAUUAUGUCCAAGUCCGCUGCGGCGGCUGGUCUUUGCGCGUGGGUGAUCAACAUCUACAAGUUCUAUGAUGUGUACGUGGUGGUCGAGCCCAAGCGGCGCGCUCUGAACGCAGCCAAUGCGGAGUUGCAAGCUGCCAGGGACAAGUUGGCUAUGCUUACAGACCAAAUUAAGGAACUCGAGGAAAAACUCGGGGUGUUGAUGAAAGCUUUCCAAGAAGCAGUUAACGAGAAAAUGAAGUGUCAGGCUGAAGCAGAUGCGACCAAUGCUACUAUUGACUUAGCGAACAGAUUGGUCAACGGACUGGCUUCAGAGAAAAUCAGAUGGACCGCAACUGUAGCAAACUUGAAAGAGUCUGGAGUCAUGUUGCCUGGUGACACAUUGCUUAUUACCGCGUUCAUAUCCUACGUUGGUUGCUUCAUGCGUCGGUACCGGCAGCAGCUUAUGAGUGAUGACUGGGUACCAAUGCUGUCAAAGACAAACCCCGUAAUCGAGACAACUGAAGGCUUGGAUCCACUGUCCAUGCUCACAGACGACGCUCAGGUGGCAGUCUGGAACAACGAGGGACUGCCCAAUGAUUCAAUGAGCACGGAAAAUGCCACUAUUCUUACAAACUCUGCCCGCUGGCCACUUAUGAUUGAUCCUCAACUACAAGGCAUAAAAUGGAUCAAGUCCAAGUACGGUGACGCGCUGGUAGUGAUCAGACUGACACAGCGCAAUUACCUGGACCGCAUCGAGCGGGCGGUCAGCAACGGCAACGUGGUGAUGUUAGAGAACAUCGGCGAGUCUGUUGACGCCGUGCUUGAGCCGCUGUUGGGAAGAGUGCUUAUCAGAAAGGGACGCGUGCUCAAGAUUGGAGACAGAGAAAUUGACUACAAUCCAAAUUUCCGCCUGAUUAUACAAACUAAAUUGGCAAAUCCCCAUUACCAGCCCGAGAUGCAGGCACAGUGUACCUUGAUAAACUUCACUGUCACCAGAGACGGUCUCGAAGAACAGCUGUUAGGUGAAGUCGUGAAGGCUGAAAGACCCGAUUUGGAGAGCUUGAGAGCAGGUCUAACGAAACAGCAAAAUGACUUCAAGAUCACGCUCAAAACGCUUGAAGACGAUCUACUGAAGAGAUUGUCUUCUGCCGGACCUGACAUCCUCAGUGAUUCGGCGCUGGUGAUCAACUUGGAAACCACCAAGAAGACGGCAGCAGACAUCGAAAUAAAGGUCGAAGAAGGCAAGGUUACGUCUGUGAAGAUUGACGAGGCCAGAGAGCGAUAUAGACGAGCAGCUACCCGUGCCUCCAUCCUGUAUUUCAUCCUAAACGAUUUGUACCGAAUCAACCCGAUGUACCAGUUCUCACUGAAGGCCUACAGCGUAGUGUUCAAAGACGCUUUGGCCCGCGCUGAUCCUGCCGAUGACCUUGAAGGCCGAGUGAGGAAUCUACUGGACAGCAUCACGUUUGCUGUCUUUGUGUACACUAGCAGAGGUCUCUUUGAGAGGGAUAAGCUGGUGUUCUUGUUCCUGAUUACAGUUCAGGUCUUGCAAGGGGAAGGAAAAGUAGACCCCCGUGAAUUGGACUUCCUUCUCAAGUACGCCGUGGCACCUGAAAAUUCGCCAUACUCCUGGCUAAACAACACCUCCUGGGGUGGUAUCAUAGCACUUGCCAAGAUGGACGCUUUUGAAAAUCUUGACAAGGACAUUGAAGGGGCCACAAAAAGAUGGCAAAAGUAUACAGAUGGCGAGGCACCAGAGAGAGACAAGUUGCCUGGCGAGUGGAAGAACAAGACUCCCUUACAACGCCUUUGUAUCAUGCGGGCGCUCCGCCCCGACCGCAUGUCAUAUGCCUCGAGUACGUUCUGCGAAGAGAAUCUUGGCACGAAGUACGUUGAAGCACGAACUCCUCCGCUUGAGAUAUCGUACAAGGAAAGCACCUCCACCACUCCGAUGUUCUUUAUCCUGUCUCCGGGAGUCGAUCCUCUAAAGGAUCUAGAGAAGUUGGGUCGCAAAUUAGGCUUUUCUACCGAUAAGAAGAAUUUCCACAUAGUGUCUCUGGGUCAAGGCCAAGAAGUAGUAGCCGAGGAGGCGAUGGGAGUAGCCUCCGUGAACGGACACUGGGUUAUCCUGCAGAAUAUCCAUUUAGUAGCCAAGUGGCUUGCUACGCUUGAGAAGAAAAUGGAGGAGACAUUUGAGAACCCGUUGCCCGAAUACAGGUUAUAUUUGAGCGCUGAGCCAGCGGCAUCAGCAGCAUAUCAUAUUAUCCCACAAGGUAUUCUAGAGUCUGCCAUCAAAAUCACCAACGAGCCGCCCAUUGGGAUGUGGGCUAAUUUGCACAAGUCUCUAGAUAACUUCAGUCAGGAAACCCUUGAGAUGUGCAGCAAGGAAGCAGAAUUUAAGUCAAUUCUCUUUGCACUUUGCUAUUUCCACGCUGUAGUGGCUGAAAGACGCAAAUUCGGCCCACAAGGCUGGAACAGAGUGUAUCCAUUCAACUUUGGUGACCUUACCAUCUGCGUGUACGUUCUGUACAAUUACCUAGAGGCAAACCCAAGAGUGCCAUGGGAGGAUUUGCGUUACCUUUUCGGAGAGAUCAUGUACGGUGGCCACAUCACCGACGACUGGGAUCGACGUCUGUGUCGCACCUUCUUAUUGGAGUACAUGCAGCCAGAGCUGGUUGACGGAGAAAAUCAACUAGCACCAGGUUUCAUCUCGCCUCCGAAUUCGGAUUACGUUGGCUACCACGCUUAUAUUGACGACUACCUACCUGAUGAGACGCCCUACUUGUAUGGGUUGCAUCCUAACGCUGAGAUUGGAUACUUGACCACCGUAUCUGAGCGACUAUUCAAGGUCGUAUUUGAAAUGCAACCACGUGAUGCCGGUGCUCAGGCUGGUGGUGGUGCUACAAAGGAAGAACUGGUGCGAUACAUUCUAGAUGAUAUCUUGGAUAGGGUGCCAGAACCUUUCAAUCUUCAAGAGCUGAUGGGCAAGGUGGAGGAAUUGACUCCAUACACCAUUGUGGCGCUGCAGGAAUGCGAGCGUAUGAACCGUCUCAUGGGCGAAAUACGCAGAUCGUUGAAGGAGUUGGAACUCGGACUCAAGGGUGAGCUGACGAUCAGCAGCGACAUGGAGAAGUUGAUGGAGUCUUUAUUCAUGGACAAUGUGCCGGAUUCAUGGACGAAGCUGGCUUACCCCAGUCUCUUGGGUCUGGCUGCUUGGUUCUCUGAUCUCUGUCUCCGGUUGACCGAGCUCGAGAACUGGUCUGGAGAUUUCAAUUUGCCGCCCGCGGUGUGGUUGGCAGGCUUCUUCAACCCGCAGUCGUUCCUCACGGCCAUCAUGCAGCAGACGGCGCGCAAGAACGAGUGGCCGCUCGACAAGAUGUGCCUCAACUGUGACGUCACCAAGAAGAGCCGCCAGGACUUCAAUGCACCACCGCGCGAGGGCGCCAACAUCCACGGCUUGUACAUGGAGGGCGCGCGCUGGGACACGACGGUGGGCGGCAUCGUGGAGUCGCACAUGAUGGAGCUGUUCCCCGUCGUGCCCGUCAUCUACAUCAAGGCCGUCACGCAGGACAAGCAGGACACGCGCAAUGUGUACGAGUGCCCCGUCUACAAGAUCCGCAUGCGUGGCCCAACCUUCGUCUGGACUUUCAAUUUGAAGACCAAAGACAAACCGACGCGCUGGACUCUGGCUGGCGUGGCCCUCCUGCUUGGCGUCUAAACCCGUGCUUAUAGUGCUACUUAUUUAUUAAUUUAUUUUUAUUCUAGUUUUAAUUUUGUUACGCUGUUUUAUUAGAUUAUUACAAACGA
Ostrinia nubilalis (European corn borer) is the source of this 11370-nucleotide messenger RNA. RefSeq names its product dynein beta chain, ciliary-like. Lineage: Eukaryota; Metazoa; Arthropoda; Insecta; Lepidoptera; Crambidae. Gene Ontology annotation, molecular function: ATP binding; dynein light intermediate chain binding; minus-end-directed microtubule motor activity. The transcript is spliced from 64 exons. The record is from RefSeq and is a predicted model, not a curated record. Gene Ontology annotation, cellular component: dynein complex. Bases 74 to 11281 code for a protein of 3735 amino acids. Gene Ontology annotation, biological process: microtubule-based movement.